Molecule: messenger RNA, 2286 nt
Organism: Capronia epimyces CBS 606.96
Lineage: Eukaryota; Fungi; Ascomycota; Eurotiomycetes; Chaetothyriales; Herpotrichiellaceae
Exons: 3
Coding region: 1-2286 (761 amino acids)
Biological process (GO): positive regulation of transcription by RNA polymerase II
Cellular component (GO): nucleus
Molecular function (GO): DNA-binding transcription factor activity, RNA polymerase II-specific; transcription cis-regulatory region binding; zinc ion binding
Source: RefSeq, a predicted model, not a curated record
AUGCCGCUACCCAGAAUGAUGGACCCCGGCUUCCCGGUCUACAAUGGCAACUUUCCUGCAGCAUACCCCGGGUUCUCAGGUCCUCCGACUACCAAUUUCGAUGGUAGCGCAUUUUGGUAUAACCCCGAUGAUUCCGACCAACUGUUUGAGAGAGAGACAAGCAUCUUUGGGGGUCGAGGUGUCGCUCUUCCACAAACAGGUAUGGAGGCUUCGAGUGUCAAACAUCGCAGGACUCGCAGUGGUUGCUUCACUUGCCGUACCAGAAGAGUCAAGUGCGAUGAAACCCGACCUGUUUGUGACAGAUGCAAGAAAGGAAGUCGUGAGUGCGAAUUCCCACAGCCGGCCACCGCUUCCAAACGAUCUAAGCAGAGCGAGAGCCGAAGUCCGAAGGAUACAACGAAACACGAGAACAAGAUUGAGCCCAUGUCAGGACUAGCCACCAUCAAGGAUGAAAGCGACAGCGACAACGAGCCCUCGAGCUCGAGUACAAUACGGCCUGCUUUUGGCCGCCUACGUACUGACAGUGGUCAAUCAGUCAGUCAAUUGAGCAAAUCCAAAGAUGUCUCCGAGACGCCCUCGACGGGCAAGGAAUAUACAAGCCCACAGUCGAUAGACGCCUCAGAGACCCGAUCGAGGGACGAAACACCUGCUUCGUCACUGCGGACCGUCGCCAAUUCGGCAGAGAUGCAAGCGCGACAAGCAAAAAUAAGAGCGCUCCCACCUGACCUGCAGAAGUACCUUCAGUUUCAACAGGAGUACAUGACACAUUACCACUAUUUCUUCAAACUAGACCCUACAGACUUUGUGCAUGGCGAGUUCAUCGACCUCGCUCUGUCCUAUGAGCCACUGUUGUACGCGGCCGUCGGGUUCGCUGCAUAUCACUACGAAUUGCAGCAGCCCGACGCCAAGCUAUCGCACUUCCUCGGAUACCAUAGCAAGUCCCUGUCCAUGCUCAGAAAAUCCUUGGAAAGGAAUGCGAAGGUGACGGAAGCUACUCUACUGACGGUGUUGCAGUUGGCAACGUUUGAGGAAUAUAUCGGGGAUUGGAUGCACCUUACAGGACACCAUCGGGCCGCUUGCUCCAUGAUUAAGAAUAUGUUCACCUGCGACUCGAUGAUGGAAACCGAUAUAGGAAGACGUAUCUUCAGCUGGCAUGCUCGACUGGAUAUCACAGUCGGCCUGAUGGCGGGUAAUGAGACCCGGCUAGGCCGAGAGUGGUUCGAGGCGAAUUCCACGUGGUACUUUAACCAAAUCAACAACGACCCUGAGGGCGACCUGGACAUCGAAAAUAUUUUGGCCUACUUUGUGGCAGCCAAUCGACUGAUCGGGAUGGAUUACGCAUACUUUUUUGCCAAGUUUUCAGAGCGUCAAAUCAGCGAGGAAGCCUUCCGUUCGGAGGUUGCGAAAGUCGUCGAAAGAAUGGAAUCUAUGAAACGUGAGAUCGAGCUUUUCAAUGACGAGUACUACCGAGUACAAGAAUUCCCGGUUGAGCAGAUCCGGCCGUUGACCAGCGACGACAUUGUCAAUCCGUAUGCCCCUGGAGGACUCUUCAAGGAUGCAUUGUGGCCCCUGAACUUUAUGUGGAUCGACUGGUACAGCCUCGAACAAAUGCAGAAAUGGCAAAUGGCGGCAUUGCUCGACACACCAGCGCCUCCAGACUUGGAGCAGAUAAGCCUUGAGCAGUGUCGCAUUAUGGAAGCCAUUGAGCGAUGGCAUGAGGCGCCGAAUGGAGCUAUUCUUGGAGCGCAUGCAAGUCUAGGUCUUGCCUCCAUAUUCUUGAAGAAGGAUGAAAGGCAUACAAGGUGGCUUAGAAGGAAGUUUGCCACAGUGGAACGACUGGGCUAUAUCUUCCCGCCAACAUUCCGCCAAAAGAUGGCGGUAGCAUGGGGGUUGACUUGCAGCGAAGUCGGAGAGAAUGAAGCCGUGGAGAACUGGUGGCUCCCAAACGAUGAGGGAAACAUUCCCAUGCUGAAAGAACUUCGCAGAGUGGUGACCGAAAGGCAUGAGAAUGACGAAAUGUCCGCCAUGGAGUCUCUCGCCAGUGUGAGAGACUUGAAGGCCAUCUUCGAGAAGAUGGACAUACGAACCCAGGCCCUCGCCGAAUCUGGGAUGACGGCAGAAAACCCCAGCCCACCCAGCGAUGGUGGGUCGAGUGACCGAGGUAGCAAUGCCAGUUUCAGCCCGACAAGCAUGAGUUUCGGCGAAGGUCGCAGUGGCAUAGGGUCUGCUCAGAUGCAAGAGGGCGGUUAUGCGGGAAGGAUGACACGAGCGAACAUGAUGCUAUGA